ACACAUUUUAUUGAAGCAUAAAACGGAGACCAUUCAUGCUCAACAUUGAAGUCGAAAGCCCACUAAUAAAGCCAAAAGGAUGCUUAGACAUGUUCGUGCUGUGUCUUUGGAUCGUGCAGUAUUUAAAGUAGCCACUAGAUGAUCUCUUGCAUCUACCAGUGUAUACCGAGAGUGUGUUGCAGAAGCAUUUUAAUAUUGGAUACCCACAAUAAGUAAGAGCUGCGAGGAAUUUCACAUGAAAUAUGCCAGUUAUGCCACUUUCUCAAGCACGCAGAAGAACUCAAUACCUGGCCGUUUAGUCGCCUUCAGGUUUGCUCGUAAUGGUGCGGUACCCUAAUAACGUGUGGGAAAGCUGUGCUCCGAUUUUUCUCCAGGGCAGAAGACGCACGCACUUCUUUCACAUUACCAGCUUCUUCUUGAAAGACUUCCUGGUGGAUAUUUCGGCAAGAAUCUGAUCGGUAAGAUAUACCCUGGCUCUCGAGAAGCUCCCUAGGAGGGCUGCUUCAUACUUUGCCAUCAUCAUCAAAAAGCAGGCUUAGUGGGAAAGACGAAAAAAGGCACAUCUCUCCUGUUUAAAUGUAAUGAGGAUGCAGAACAGAUUUCGACCGGACUUUUAUAAAGGUCGCAAUUGCUGUGUUCAAAGAACGUGGAUAUAUUGUAUUUAAUGACAAGUAUGCGACCGCCUGUUAGAAUGUAUUGCUCUCGGUGUGCUGCUGUGUGCGUUUUAGUUGUGGUUCUCUAAUUGUGCUAUGCGCACCCGCGCAGGCGUGCUGGGGGGGAUUCUGCAGCUCUGGCUCUGCUCACAUCGGAUUAAUAAUAAAGAAGAAAGUGUGGAAUAUGCACCAUGAACAUGCGGGAUAACUACUUUUGUGACCGGAGUAAAGGGAUAUAUACGUGCCUCUGAAAAUCAUCCCAACCUGUAGACAAGUACAGUAUGUCUGGGAAAGCCAAAGGGGAGCCGUCUGAGGGUGCAGCCUCGAAAGCCAAGGUAAAACAACAGAUCAAGACGAUUGUUGAGGAUCUGGAACUUGUCCUGGGGGAUCUGAAGGAUGUCGCCAAGGAACUGAAAGAGGUAGUGGACCAGAUAGAUUCACUUACUUCUGAUCUGCAGCUUGAAGAGGAAAUGACAGACAGCUCCAAGACAGACACACUUAACAGCAGUUCCAGUAGUACUACCACCACCACUACGGCAUCCAGUUUAGAGAAGAUUAAACUUCACACAGAAGUUACACUAAUCAAACCUCCAUCAGCUCCUCCAGCAAUUCUUACAGUGCUGAAGAAACCAUACCCACCUCCUCCACCUCCAAGGCUCACUCCAAUAAGAUGUGACAAUCCCAGUAAAACCCUGCCAGCUGUGAAGCCUGUGAAAACCAAUGGCACACUUCUUCGAAAUGGAGGUUUACAAGGAAUACAAAAAAAAAUACCAAACGGAGAUAUAUGUUGCAUUUCCCAAAAUAUGGUGGAUAAAGUGCCCAUGCAACCUACUCCACAUAAACCUGACAAGGACAGAUGCCCACAGGUCACUCGUGAACGAGUCAGAUUUAGUGAACAGGUACAAUAUCAUGGCUACUGUCCAGACUGUGAUGUCCGAUACGAUAUAAAAAACCGGGAUGUGCAUUUACACACAGAAACCCUUCAUGCAAAGCUAAAACCUCUUCAUCACUGUCCUCCACCGCCACCUCCUCUACCUUCGCGGGAAAAUGGUGGAAUGGGUAUAUGUGUCAGUCAUAGCUUCCCUCCUCUAACUCCUACAGCUGUGCCUCCAUCUGCUGCUCCUAAACCACAAAAAACUAUCCUGAGAAAAUCAACAACUACCACUGUCUGAUAUAUGCCUCUUGUAAACUGAUUUAUACUUUUGAAAAAUGUAUUGAGCACUUUCUACUUCAGGAAUAAAGGCAAAACAUCCCCACCCCCUUCCCAGUCCACCAAAAACACAGAGAUCCUCAAUGGACUGUAGAAGAAGACAAAAACAUGCUCCCUCUGGCUACAAGGCAACACAGCAUUUGGAGACAUGUCAGUUAAUUUUGUUCAUUUUGAUGCUUCAUCAUAGCUUCUGUAAGCCAUACUUGAUUUAGCAACCAAUUCUGUGACCUCCUCCAAGCAAAAGAAAUCCCUCAAAGCCAGAGCACAACUAAUACUGGACUAAUCUGCAACAAAUCAUCUGAGAUCCUGCUGUCAUAAGCUUAACCUUGACAAAUGCUGAAUUCUGAAGUUCAUUUCUGAAAUUUCAAGCACAUGGACUUAAUCUCUUGUGUUUUCUGUUCAAAAUAAAUUGCGUCAGACCAACAGCUUGAGGAGCUCAGCAAAAGCAAUUAGACUGAAAAAGCCCUAAUCUCACAAUUUAUUAUGCUGCCUUUCUAAAAUGAUAAAAUAAACAUUCAGACAACAGUUUGAAAAACUCUUUGAAAACCCAGGAGAAAAAGUUAUGUGUUUCCGACAGUGGUAAAGCAAAUCACUAAAAUGUUGGGGACUAAAUGUAAAGUUAUCGAAAGAAGAUUAACAAAGAGUAUUUUCCCAGCAAAAAUGCACUGUUAAGCCAUAGGAAAAAAAUAAACGAAAUUGGCAUUGACAUUCAUAUCACUGUUCCAUUUGAAUAUACAUACAUUUUGGAAAAAUGUUUGCAAUGCAUCUGUUCAGAAACCUGGAGUCUACUGCAUCUCAAUGGUCUUUUAAUAUUUGCACUGUCACUUUCGUUCAGGGCAAUGAUGUGCACAGUCACUUGCACAGAUUACCCUCACAAGGCCAUGCAAGUUUUGUCUAACAGGGGUCAAUAACUCAAGAAAAUUAUUUUGCACUCAUUUGUUACAUCAAGGUUACUUGUCCCUGGGAAAAUUGUUUCUUUUGUAGAAUGAGAGAAAAAAUCAACAAUAAUUAAAGAAUACAGUAACUUAUUGGUAUGUUAUUUAUACAAAUAUAGAUCUGAAAAGUUCACAUUGUUUAUGACAAGAAGUGUUAAUGUAGUUAAAAAUGAAAUGUCAUCAUUAACAGAUAUUAAAAUGAUGACCCUGUUCAGGCAGACCUGUAGCAACUGCAAAAAAGCACUUUCAUUUAUUUAUUUUUUUUGUAGGCAACAAUGUUAUUAUUAUUAUAGAUUGUUUCAGUUCUUUAUUGGAUUUUUUUUUUAUUCCUUUCUAGAUUAUUAUAAUGCAAGUUAUGUAUUUAAUUAUAGCUUGCAUUUGUGACAUAAAGCUUUAAUCAAUGUACACACUUUGAAUAAUUUAAUUAUAUUUCUACUUGUACAACUAUACAUAAAUAUAUAUAUAUCUAUUUAAGGGUAUUUUAUAAGAGAUUUUUCAAAUAUAAAAAGGAUAUUUUAUUACUACAGAGCAGGAAUAGCAAAAGAGCUGACUGAAAGUUGAUUACUGUAACACAAAGCAUAGCCCGUAAUUCCAUUAUUAUAAAAAAACAAAAAAAAGAUAACAAUUGCGGUUUUAAUAUUGCUCAUUGUAAGAGAAGCAUUUCCUUUAUUUUUAAUUCUGAAAAUGAAGAAGGUUUCAUGUUAGUUAUAUUUUUCAAUUCAAUUAAAGCUAUGAUUAUGCAUUUGUGGUAUAUGAAAGGCAAUUUAAUCAUACUGAAUUACAUGCUUAUUAUUGCAGUUGAAAUUUUUAUUAUUGCAUUUUGUUUGAACCAGUGUGCUUGAUAUUAAUAUGUAUUUCAAUGUACAGUUGCAGUUUUUUCUAAUUAUAACAUUCCUCAUUAUAUUAAUUGACUUUUGAUAAUCAAAAUGAAACUUGUGUCUGAUGCCUUAAAAUCCCCUUUCCCUAUCAGGCACAGCCCUGUAACUAAAAGUAAAUAAUAACAAGAAGUAUAGUAAAUGCUGUUGGCAUCAUAUAUUAAUUUUAUGAUACUUUUAAUUUCUAUAAUAAAAAACUUACAUCUUAUGAUGUGGGAUUUAAUGCUUAAAAGCCUAGUUAACUUAACGCUGUCCUUGGUGUUUUGCUUAAUUACUAGUGCUUAUCUUUCAAAGCUGUCUCUUUCCAUGCAUCAGAAAGAUAAGAAGAAUGACUUUUUUUUGCAUUGAUACAUUUAUUAACCCAGCACAAUAGCAAGCAUGAGCAUCUUUUUCAAACUGGUGAAUUUUCAAUUGCCCACUAGUUUUCUUGAGUUGACUGUAGCCGAAUGUUAUUCUUGCAUCACAAUUCAAUGUUACCACUGUAACUACAUGUUCGGAUAUUGUCCUCUUUGUCUUUAUCAUUUGUUGUUUAUUAUUUUAUAGUUCCAUAAUCUUUCUUUGUAUUUUUAAUACAUUAAAGCUGUUUUUUAUUCCAAAA
This is a messenger RNA of Erpetoichthys calabaricus (reedfish), 4271 nucleotides long. RefSeq names its product proline rich 16 (gene prr16). The record is from RefSeq and is a predicted model, not a curated record. NCBI's taxonomy places the organism in Eukaryota, Metazoa, Chordata, Cladistia, Polypteriformes, Polypteridae. The coding region runs from base 935 to 1825 and encodes 296 amino acids. The transcript has 3 exons. Gene Ontology annotation, biological process: positive regulation of translation; positive regulation of cell size.